AUGAAGCUUGAUAAAGCUCCUACAGAGUCUUACGCGGAUAUUGGUGGUCUGGAACAACAGAUUCAGGAAGUUCGUGAGGCGGUUGAGUUGCCCUUACUUCAUCCUGAGCUUUAUGAAGAGAUGGGUAUCAAGCCUCCCAAGGGCGUCAUUCUUUACGGCUCUCCCGGCACCGGUAAAACCUUGCUUGCGAAAGCGGUUGCCAAUCAAACAUCCGCUACAUUCCUCCGUAUCGUUGGUUCUGAGCUCAUUCAGAAAUACCUUGGGGAUGGCCCUCGUCUUUGUCGUCAAAUAUUCCAGGUCGCUGCUGAACACGCACCUAGUAUUGUCUUCAUUGACGAGAUUGAUGCUAUUGGUACCAAGCGUUACGACUCAACAAGUGGUGGUGAAAGGGAAGUCCAGAGAACCAUGUUAGAAUUGCUAAAUCAACUGGAUGGUUUUGAUGAUAGAGGUGACGUCAAGGUCAUUAUGGCUACCAACAAGAUUGAGACUUUGGAUCCCGCCUUGAUUCGUCCGGGUAGGAUUGAUCGUAAAAUCUUGUUUGAAAAUCCUGAUCAAAAUACAAAACGCAAGAUUUUUACCCUCCACACCUCAAAGAUGUCGUUGAGCUCUGAUGUAGAACUUGAGGAGUUUAUCAAUCAGAAGGACGAUCUUUCUGGUGCCGAUAUCAAGGCUAUCUGUACUGAGGCUGGAUUGCUCGCUCUGAGAGAGCGGAGGAUGAGGGUACAAAUGGCGGAUUUUAGGACGGCUCGGGAGAGGGUCUUGAAAACCAAGAGCGAGGGUGAGCCUGAGGGACUGUAUCUGUAGCUGGUUGGCUUGUUGUUGCUUUGCGCGUAAAUAAUUGAGGUUUUACAAUGGACUCAGUUGGCUCUUCAUACCCACGCGUUGGUGCAUGUGAUAGUAUAAGUUAUCUCAAUAUAACAACUCGACCGUUUUU
Molecule: messenger RNA, 934 nt
Organism: Tuber melanosporum (Perigord truffle)
Lineage: Eukaryota; Fungi; Ascomycota; Pezizomycetes; Pezizales; Tuberaceae
Exons: 2
Coding region: 1-804 (267 amino acids)
Biological process (GO): proteasome-mediated ubiquitin-dependent protein catabolic process
Cellular component (GO): proteasome regulatory particle, base subcomplex
Molecular function (GO): proteasome-activating activity; ATP hydrolysis activity; ATP binding
Source: RefSeq, a predicted model, not a curated record